Messenger RNA from Owenia fusiformis, 1651 nucleotides. NCBI's taxonomy places the organism in Eukaryota, Metazoa, Annelida, Polychaeta, Sabellida, Oweniidae. The record is from the annotation of a GenBank genome assembly.
CGGUUAUAACAUUUUCAAAACAAAAGAAUCCCUGAUUUCAACAGUCUAGUAAGUUAUGUAGAGCUGAUAUGUCGAGGAGCAAUAGUGACUCAGAUGAUGGGGGUACAAAACUAAAGGGAUGGGCGCUUGUAAACAAUAAGGGGGACAUUGAGAAUGGCAGUGAGAGUGACAGUGCUACCAGUAGCCAGUCAUCCUCAGGUUACAUCAAGGUCUCCCCAGAUGAGGUCAGCUUUCACAAAAGUCAGCCAGUAGAACCAGCAGAACCAACCUCUGAUGAGGAACCACCUAGAGAUAUCAACCAGAGCCAUGAGAGCUCUCUCGAUCACCUUGCAGGACAGCAACAGGACCUCAUAGGUCCUCUUGAACAACCAGCUAUGCUAAAAUUAGAUGUGACUCUGGAACCAGUCGUGAACUUGAAGGAUGAUCCAGAGUCUCCAGGACCUUUACAAGGACCGAAGGAAGCACCGGGUACCAGCUCCUAUGACAGUUUCGAGGCAGUGGAAGGCAACUCCCCACCUGUGUCAGGCACAUACAGUACAAGUGUACUGGAAGCAUCUGAACCAUCAAGUGUAGACUCAGAUGUUAUUUGCUCAAGUCCUCACACACAAGAAGAGAAAAUUGAAGUUGAACAGAGCACAGAGGAAAACAAACCAAUGGAAACAGAUGGAAGUGUUACCGUACCAACAGGAAAAGCUAGUCUGAAUGAAAAUUCAGGAACAAAACUAGCAGAGACUCUUAAAUCCAUUAUCAUGGAGCGAGAGAAAGAUAAUUUGGUGAAUACAGAUUCAGAGGGCUCUGACUUUGUGCGUCUUGAUGAGUUUGAGUUUCCAGACAUCAAUGACACAAAUCCUUCACAAGAAUCCAAGAUGACUGCUAGCUCGAGUUCAAAUUCAAGUGUUUUCUCAAACUUUAAUUUUUUGCGAAGAUCACGGAGUAGAUCUAGUGGUAGUGGAAGUAGCAAUUCUAGGGAAGAAGAUAAUGAGUCUGAACCUGCAGAAGAUGAGGUAGAUGAUCGUGUUGAGAGCGACAUCUCUGGAGUUGAUAUCCCUGAUGACGAUCCUGAGUUCAUUGAUGAAGACCUUUCUCACAAAAGUUAUGACAUCGCCGAUUUGUGGGAUGGAGUAGCCAAUGAGAAUGCAAGGAGACGAAACCUGCAUCAUUCACCAAAUAGCAGUCUUAACUAUCGCCUCAAUUGCCUCGCCAUUUGUGCUGUUUUCUUCGCUGUUGGCAUCGGAUUUGGACACUUUAUUGGGAAUAUUUUCAUAGGUUCAUCGUAUGACUUCUAUGAGAAUCAGGCAUUUCACAAGGGCCAGGUUCGUAAGAUGCAGUCCCUGCAAGAUGAUUAUAUGAUCUGCAUGAACCAAAGAGACUCAACCAUUGAGAAACUGAUUACGCUUAGUAAGGUGUACAAUACAACAGAAGAAGCACACAAGCAAACCAUAUCGAACCUUGAGACUGAAUUAGGGGAGUUACAGACUAAACUUAAAGGCACCCAGAACCAACUGCCUGUAGUAUCUAGUAAAGAAGAUGAAUUUAGGCGUAGGAUUUUCACCCUCAAGAGCAAGCUGCAUGAUGUUAACAUUGAAACAGCAUCCAGAGAGAGUGAAUGCAAACGUAAAGUUCUACAGCUAGAGGAAAAGCUACAAAAUGU